Molecule: messenger RNA, 1169 nt
Organism: Lutzomyia longipalpis
Lineage: Eukaryota; Metazoa; Arthropoda; Insecta; Diptera; Psychodidae
Gene: Nufip
Product: FMR1-interacting protein NUFIP1
Exons: 1
Coding region: 1-1131 (376 amino acids)
Biological process (GO): box C/D snoRNP assembly
Cellular component (GO): nucleus
Molecular function (GO): RNA binding
Source: RefSeq, a predicted model, not a curated record
AUGGAAAAUCCGCCACAAUUUGAUAUUGAAAGUUUACAAAAGAAUGCUCCCUAUAGUGCUCCAUUUAUAAGGCCACAUGUAAAACAGUAUCCCCCGCAUUUCAUCCCUCAACAACCGUCUAUGUUUGGAGCACAUGGAUCAACUAUUCCGCCGCAGUACCUGCCACCAUAUCAAGCUCCAUCUUCCAGAAGAAGCAACUUUAAUCCCUACAAUCGGGCAAGAAAAGAAAUCUGGUGUGAAACAUGCGAGUGGAGCUUUUUCAGCAUCGAAAAAUUUGAACAACACAAGGCUGAACAUAAGAGAUGUGAAUUCGAUGGAUGUGCAUUCGAGGGACACAGUCGACUUCUGGCAAAACACCUCGAAAUACACAACAGCAAAUUGGGGAGCAUCGAAAGUGCUGAGGAUAUUGCAAAGUGGAGAGAGGAGCGCAGGAAGAACUAUCCAACAGCUAAAAAUAUUGAACUUAGGAGAAAAGCGCAAGUAGAGAAGAAUAAGAGGGGUGAACGUAUUUCUGAACGUAAAACACGUUUUGGUGAAAAAUUGAAAGGACAAUUCAAAAGUUCAAAGAAUCAAUUUAGAAAGAGAACUCCUACAGUAAAUGUACCUGCCAGUCCGGAAGAGACUUGUUUGAAAGAAGAACUCAAUCAAGGGGUGUCAAUGUUCAGAGGCACUAGUAGCAUUGAAGAUUAUGUUGAUGUGCAGAACAAUGUACUAGCACAGCUUUUGAGUGUUUAUGAAAGUGGCUCAGAGAGUGAAUCAGAGGGAGAAAGUAAAGAGGUCGAAAAACAAAAGGAUGAAACUGUAAUAUCCAAGACAGUUGAGCAUGAUCUUCCCAAAGAGCAUAAAAUUUCAAGUCAGAAAAACGAAAAAGGAGCAAGUCAUUCAAGAGAAAUAACAGCAGUUGAGAAACCUGAAAAAUUUACAAAGAGAAAAUUCUCCAAGGAUGCCAAAGAUGGAACUGAGAAACCUACAAAAAUCUACAAAGGACUCAACUAUGAUUUUCUUCGCAGGAGACAUCCUCCAACGAUGCUAUCAAAGCUCCUGGAAAAGGAGAUAAGACAUGAAAGGAAUGUACUCUUUCAGUGUGUUCGAUAUGUCGUCGAAAAAGACUUCCUGGGUGUUGCAAAGUAACAUUUUGUAUCUUCUUUAAAUAAACAUUUCAUAUAAUA